AUGGGAGAAAAAGGUGAAUCAGUCGCAGUGAUCGGUGCCGGUCUGGUUGGGUGCCUGGCAGCCUUGGCGUUUGCGAAGAAAGGGUAUGAGGUGAGCUUGUUUGACUACCGCUCCGACCCGCGUCUGGCUACCACGACGGACAGAAACCUGCGGUCCAUCAACCUGGCGAUCUCCGCUCGUGGGAUCGAGGGCCUGAAAGCAGUGGACGACGAGCUCGCAGCGCGUGUGCUGCGCGAUAUGCUGCCGAUGCACGGCCGCAUGAUUCACAACCUUGCGGGCAAGCAGGAGCCGCAGGAGUACGGCCUGUUCGGUGAGUCAGUCAACUCGAUUGACCGCGGCGUGUUGAAUAACGCGCUUCUGGACGAGGUGUCUGCACAGGAGCACAUCCAGGCUCAGUUUGGCCACAAGCUGGUCAAGGCCAACUUCAACCACGGCGCGACGCAGCAGCUGCUCUUCGCCGUCGAGGGAAAGACGGUGCAGCUGGAGUUCGACUUCGUCGUCGGGUGCGAUGGGGCGUAUUCUACCACGCGUCAGCAGAUGCAGCGGUUUGACCGCAUGGACUUCUCGCAGGAGUACAUGGACUGCUUCUAUCUGGAGUUGUACAUCCCGCCAACGCCCGAGUUCAGCGAGCGCUUCGGCGGCCCGUUUGCCAUAUCUCCGCAGCACCUGCACAUCUGGCCGCGCCACAACUUCAUGCUGAUCGCGCUGCCCAACAAAGAUGGCUCCUUCACGUCCACCUUUUUUGGUCCGUGGUCCCUGUUGGACCGCCUGGACACCCGCGAGCAGCUCGCCGCCUUCCUCACGACCAACUUCGCCGACGCCAUGGAACUCAUCGGCCUCGACAACGCCAUCCGCGCCUUCCAGGAAAACACCAAGGGCGCACUGAUGUGCGUCGAGUGCCGCCCGUACCACCUGCCGGGCGGCAAGGCUAUCCUGCUGGGUGACGCCGCCCACGCAAUGGUGCCUUUCUACGGACAGGGCAUGAACUGCGGCUUCGAGGACGUUCGCGUGCUCAUGGGCCUGCUGGACGACUACGCUGGCGACCGCACCGCUGCGUUUGCCAAGUAUACCGCGUCCAGGCACCGCGACCUGGUCUCCAUCAUCCAACUGGCCAAGAACAACUACAGAGACAUGUCCCACAACGUCGUGUCGAGCUGGCACCGCGCCAAACGCUCGCUGAACAACGUUCUGGGCCGCACCUUCAGAGGCACCUGGCUUCCGCUGUACACCAUGGUCUCCUUCCGCGCCGACAUACCCUACCACAAGGCCGUGGAGGUCGACCGCCGGCAGGCUGCCAUUCUGUCUUUGGUCCAGUCUGCACUCCUUUCUCUGGCAGCCCUGGGUGGUUUCAAGGGUCUCCUGCUGCUCUACAGGUGGAUCAAGCAGGUCAGGCGGGUUUAG
This is a messenger RNA of Eremothecium gossypii ATCC 10895, 1401 nucleotides long. RefSeq names its product kynurenine 3-monooxygenase (gene BNA4). The record is from RefSeq and is marked provisional. The transcript has a single exon. Gene Ontology annotation, molecular function: kynurenine 3-monooxygenase activity; FAD binding; NAD(P)H oxidase H2O2-forming activity. Gene Ontology annotation, biological process: NAD+ metabolic process; L-tryptophan catabolic process; quinolinate biosynthetic process. Bases 1 to 1401 code for a protein of 466 amino acids. Gene Ontology annotation, cellular component: mitochondrial outer membrane. NCBI's taxonomy places the organism in Eukaryota, Fungi, Ascomycota, Saccharomycetes, Saccharomycetales, Saccharomycetaceae.